AUGCUUAAAACCAUGCAGUCCAGCUACGCUGUUAAUAAUUCUUUUUUUCUUCGCUUCGCCGAGAACUACAAAAUUAUUCUAUUUCGAAAACCAACUAUAUUUUCUGAUUAUCGUACAAUAUUACAAAAUGAUGAACCAAAAAUUUAUGAAGAUUUACAAGAUUAUCAUGCUAUAAAAUCAAUAUUUGAUGAAAUUAUUUUAGAAUAUAAAGAUAAAUAUGAAUAUAUUGAUAUUGUUUUCUUUAAUGAUGCACUUGGACAUUUAACACGUAUUUAUCGUGUUUUACGUUUAGAUCGUGGAUAUUUAUUAUUAAUUGGUACAGAUGAAUCAGGAAAAACAAUUACUUACUAA
Molecule: messenger RNA, 351 nt
Organism: Rotaria sp. Silwood2
Lineage: Eukaryota; Metazoa; Rotifera; Eurotatoria; Philodinida; Philodinidae
Source: the annotation of a GenBank genome assembly